AUGGAUCAAUUUGGCCAGAGCAAGCAUCAAUUAGGUGCAGACUAUUCUAUCUCACAGAAAAUAAAAGAUGACUUUAUUAAUAAUGAAGGCUCACCUAAUGACAGUGAGGAUAUCUUAAUGAAAAAUCAGAAGGAUAGAUCUAUAUAUGCAAAGGAAGAUGGUUACCACAAGAAGAGACUAAAUAUCAGUGGAAAUGAUGAUACAAAAAAAAAUGAGGGAGAACAAGUUGGGGACAAAAGAAGAUUAAGUGAGGACAGUACAUCGAUAGAUAAAUUUAAGUCAGCUGCAAAUGAAAGAAAAAGAGGCCGUAAGGUUCACUCAAAUGUACAAAGUUAUGAAGUACCGAAUGAGUCGCAUCUGGUUCUACAAGAAUAUAAAGCCGACAUCGAAAUAGAAAGACCAGAUUUGAGAUUCCUGAAAGAAUCAGAUAAGGUACUCUUCAAAGAUGUAUUAACCACGGAAAACAAAUUUAACGAAGAGGAUAAGGAUACAAAACUAUCCACCGCUGAAAUAAAUGAAAGGAAUCUUAUUAAUCUUCUUCUAAAAAUUAAAAAUGGUAAUACAUCUGUAAGAAAAGUGUCAAUGAGAACAUUAUCCGAUAAAGCUGUUGAUUUUGGACCCAAGUUAAUUUUUGACAAAAUUUUACCAAUCUUAUUGGAUAGAUCCUUGGAAGACCAAGAAAGGAAUUUAAUGAUAAAAGUUAUUGAUCGUGUCAUGUAUCAAUUAGGAGACCAGAUACGUCCAUAUGCAAAAAAUAUUUUAAAAGUAAUCUCACCUCUAUUAAUUGAUGAAGAUAAAAUUACAAGAGCAACAGGUACUGAUAUCAUAUCUAAUUUAACUAAUGCGGUUGGUUUUAAUACAAUGAUUUUAACAAUUAGACCAGAUAUAGAGAAUGAGGAUGAAUAUAUCAGAAACAUUUCAUCAAGAGCACUGGCAAUAGUUGGUAAGGCGGUAGGUGUUUCCCAGCUAAUACCGUUUCUUCAUGCUGUAUGUCAUUCUAAAAAGGCUUGGAGAGCUAGACACACAGGUUCAAGAGUUAUCCAACACUUGUCGAUAUUAAUGGGUAUUGGUAUUUUGCCUUAUCUAAAUGAGUUAAUAAAGGCAAUGGAAAAUGGCUUAAAGGAUGAACACAUUAAUAUUAGAAUGGCCACUGCCAAUGCACUAACCUCCCUUGCACAACAAUGUUAUCCUUAUGGUAUAGAUUCAUUUAAUAUAGUUCUAGAACCAUUAUGGAAAGGUAUACGAUCGCACAAAGGAAAAAUUUUAGCGUCAUUUUUGAAGUGCUUGGCAUCAAUAAUCCCGUUAAUGGAUUCUGACUAUGCGUCUUAUUACAUGAGAGAAGUGAUGAGAAUUGUACAAAGAGAGUUCAGUUCACCCGAUGAAGAGAUGAAAAAGGCUGUAUUAUUAAUAUUACAAAAAUGUUCCCAGAUACCGAGUGUCACAACUGCAUAUUUAAAAGAAGAAAUUGCUCCUAAUUUUUUCAAACAAUUCUGGACAAGAAGAACAGCUUUAGAUAAGCAAUUAAAUAAGGCUGUUACUUUUACCACAGUAAAAUUGUCCACAAAAUUAGGUGGUGCAUAUACAAUUGAACACUUACUAAAACCAUUAAAAGAUGAAGCAGAGCCUUUUAGACUAAUGACAACACAUGCGGUAGAAAGAGUAGUAUCACAACUCGGUACCGAUGAUUUAUCAGACAGUCAAGAGAAUAGAUUAAUUGAUUCAUUGUUAAUUGCUUUCCAAGAACAGUCAAAUAAUAAUAAGAUAGUUAUUCAGUGUUUUGGAACUGUUGCUAAUUCAUUAAAUACCAGAAUGAAACCUUAUCUGGCACCUAUUGUCAGCGCAUUUUUGAAUAGCUUAAAAAAUAGAACUCCUUUUGUUCGUGAGAAUGCUGCUGAACUAUGUAAGUCUUUUAUUCCUGUUAUAAAAAACUGCAAUGAAGUCUCAAUGUUAAAUAAAUUGAAUGUCAUUCUAUUCGAAUCAUUAGGAGAAGUAUACCCAGAAGUAUUAGGUUCAAUUAUUGGUGCAAUGCACCAAAUAUGUGCGAACGUUCCAUUAGACAUAUUACAACCACCUAUAGGCCAAAUUCUACCAACGUUAACUCCAAUUCUGAGAAACAACCAUAAAAAAGUCCAAAUAAAUGCUAUAAAGUUUGUGGGCAUGGUAGCCGAAAUGAGCCCAGAAUCUGUUCCUCCAAAAGAAUGGAUGAGAAUCUGUUUUAUUUUGUUGGAAAUCUUGAGGAGUCCAAACAAGGCCAUUCGAAGAUCUACUAAUAACACAUUUGGGUUGAUUGCAAAAGCAAUUGGCCCAACUGACAUCCUAGCAACUCUUUUAGACAAUUUAAAGGUACAAGAACGUCAACUUCGUGUUUGUACUGCUGUUGCCAUUGGUAUAAUAGCUAAGGUAUGUGGUCCGUAUACCGUAAUACCAGUAUUAAUGAAUGAAUAUAAGACACCAGAAACAAAUGUUCAAAAUGGUAUUCUAAAGGCGAUGUCGUUUAUGUUUGAGUAUAUAGGUAAUGAUGCACGUGAUUAUAUAUAUUUGAUGUUACCAUUACUGGAAGAUGCACUAACAGAUAGAGAUUUAGUACACCGACAGACAGCCUCUGAAGUCAUAAGACAUAUGGCUUUAAAUUGUGAUGUUCAUGGUUAUGAGGAUGCUUUUAUUCAUCUAUUGAAUUUGUUAAUGCCAAAUAUAUAUGAAACUUCACCGCAUGUUAUAAUUCGUAUACUUGAUGCUCUAGAAUCAUUAAAUGUUGCAUUGGGACCUGGUGUCUUCAUGAAUUAUGUUUGGGCUGGUUUAUUUCAUCCUGCAAAGAAGGUAAGGAAUGCUUUUUGGAAAUUACAUAACAAGUGUUAUAUUCAGAAAGCCGAUUCAUUAGUCCCUUAUUACCCGAGAAAAACUUUGGAUAUAGAAGAGUUUGACAUUGUCCUAUAG
Messenger RNA from Tetrapisispora phaffii CBS 4417, 2934 nucleotides. It is a transcript of the gene HSH155, whose product is annotated as U2 snRNP complex subunit HSH155. Bases 1 to 2934 code for a protein of 977 amino acids. The record is from RefSeq and is a predicted model, not a curated record. Gene Ontology annotation, cellular component: U2-type prespliceosome; U2 snRNP; catalytic step 2 spliceosome. Gene Ontology annotation, molecular function: mRNA binding. NCBI's taxonomy places the organism in Eukaryota, Fungi, Ascomycota, Saccharomycetes, Saccharomycetales, Saccharomycetaceae. Gene Ontology annotation, biological process: spliceosomal complex assembly. The transcript has a single exon.